Cricetulus griseus (Chinese hamster) is the source of this 9834-nucleotide messenger RNA. The record is from RefSeq and is a predicted model, not a curated record. NCBI's taxonomy places the organism in Eukaryota, Metazoa, Chordata, Mammalia, Rodentia, Cricetidae.
CAGAGAAAUAGUGGAAAGAGAAUGGGAGUGGGCAGAACUUGUCUCUUAAAGGGACUUUUACGCCCACACACAGAGAGUCAGGGUACUGCCUGCCAUGCACACAGGGGUGAAACAUUUCCCAGGUCCCCAAGGGGUGGGGUCAGGUUUGCCUGGGUGAUAACAUUUUUUGUAUGUCUUCUACAUCAUAUAAUUACCAGGAAAGCUAAUAAUAUUCCAUUUGUAGUCUAGUUUGGCUCAGUUGAACAUCUUUCUAAUUUAAACUAUACUGCCCUGGUGUGUUUGGCAAAUGUAACCCCCUGAGCUGCAUCUUUAUCAGUGCUAUAUAAAUAAUAUUUAUUAUAAAAUUCUUGUGAAAUGGGAAGCACUUCCACAUUAGGCACAAAGCAGCAGUCACCUCGUCUACUCUGGGCUUCACUGGAUCAGCAAUGGCUCCUACAGAGGGCAGAAGCCAUGCUACACAUCUCCUGUUUCCUUGCCGACCUUUCAGGGCACAUUCUUGCACUGUUGCAUCAUCUUUCUAUCGUGUUGAAAGACAAGAGUGUUUUGGAAAAUGGUAAUGGACAAUGCAAGGGCUUGGGCUGCAUUGCCCACAGCAAUUUCAAGAAAUUGUCUCUCUGGAAUUGAAGGGACUGGUUAAGAUUCUGAAGUUCCUUUAGCACAUUCCAAAACCAUUUGAUUCAGCACUGAUGAGGAUCUGCACUGGAAAUAGUAGAAUAUAGGAAGAGACAUAGUGUAAAAGAAAAUACUUCAUCAAUUAUUUCUAAAAAUCAGAAUAAAAGCAACUAAUCUUCAAACUAUUUAUCUUUCAUCGUUAUAACUGAGUAUUCAAAGGGUUUCUGUCUCAUUUAUCUUGGCCCAGUAGAACAAGAGCCAGGCUUCCCUGAGAAGAGUUUCUUGUCAUGAUAGGAUGACAAGGAGAGAGCUCUCUUGAGCUAAGGCAGACACGACUAUAUCCAAGUUCUGUAACUUAGAACCAGUAUCAUCUUUGAAGACGUCUUGUCUUCUCAAAUUCUUAGCUUGUUAAAUACUAAACACACACACACACACACACACACACACACACACACACAAAAUGAGUGUGCGUUCACCUCUGAGUCAACAGCACUGUGGACCCUGAGUGUUAGUCUAUGAAAAAAUGGCAUCCAGGCAUUUAAGUUUAUUUAAAUAAGAAAAAUCAUUCCAAAUGUAUGACAAAACUAGAAAAGAAUUUUCCCCAGAUAAUGAAAAAGUACUUUGCAUAAGUGGUGCAGGUCAGCAAGUAACUUGAGUACAGUAUUUCUGUUAAUUAAACACCAGCCUCCCAUACUUUCUCUUUUCCUUGUACACCUCUGGGCUCUCCUCCUUGGGAAUUACUAAUUUCUUAUUUCCAUUUGUCUGGCUUGCUUUGUGGUUUCUUUCUAUCAUCUUCUUUGGCACUGGGCUCCUUCACACGUAAAACGUAAUUUAGUUUUUGUCUUCUUCUCUCUUCACCAUUUAACAAGCAAUGAUAAAAUUCCCUGGCCAAAGGCAUUUUUUUGAGUUUGUAACAGUGACAUAUCUUAGAGUUUGCCCAGAUGUGAUGCCCUCAAGCUGCAGCAAGAGUUGGAGACAAGUACCGUGAUAAUAAAGGGGAUGCACAGUGAUUCUCCAACGUUUCCUAUUUUUUCCAAUUUUUCAAAGAUAGAGUUAGACCUUGCUGUUUAUCUCUAAAUAUAUAAUAUCCAUAGCGGCUUGAUUGCAGAGAUUGGAAGGCAUAUAUGAUACAGUGGCAACUAAGUCAUUACUCAACAGAUUCUCUGCUGUCUAAAUAUCUACCAUGUAUUUCCAUGUAUCACUCAAUUAUUCAUAUAUCAUCUAUCUGUAAUCUAUUUACCAUCUGUUUAUUUACUACAUAUCUGUCACAUCUAGAUUUCUGUCAUGUAACUAUUUAUCAUUACCAAUCCCCUGUCUAUAGCAUCUCUGCACCCAUUACGCAUCUCUCAUCUGUCUUCUAUCUCUCCAUCAUCUAUCAUCUAUCUAUCUAUCCUCUGUCUAUCAUCUACCAUAUAUGCACAUGUGUCCACAUCAAAUUGUCUGCUUACUUUAUUGUCAAGCUUCUUCAAAGAGCACAUACUAAAAUGGAUUAAGCUCAUAUGGUUGUGUCUUCUCCAUCUGGGUGCCAAGCAGGGUGCCACACUGCACAAUAGUCCUUCCCCUAGGGGCAUGGCAGGCCACGUUCUGACCACUUGGCAGCAUGCCAGGCAUUUUACCGGGGUUCCUGGAUUCUUCCAAGAGCAAUGUGUGUCCUCAGGAAAAGUCUGAGUUAAUAUGAUUGUCCCGGUAUUUCUAGAACAAGCCUCUAUAAAUGAAGCAAGGACUGGGCUGGCACUGACUUGGGCUCAAACUGUCUUCUGGGGAAAGGCAAUGGGAAACACGGGGUGUCAGAAACGGAAGACAGCUCCGAGGAUUUGAGUGUACCCUGUUAUUCUGCAAUGUCUUUUCUGUGGCUUCUCCCACAAACGGACCUCCGGCCUCUUCUUAAGCACUUCAGGUGACAAGGGUGUGAUGGGCAGUUCACCCUUUCCCUCCUUAGUUUAUAAUCUGAGUAGCGAUGUCAUGAGAAUAGAUGAAGAAUAAUCGGUUUUGGGUCUUGCCAUUUUGGGUCCCAUGACCUUUAUGUGUUUCCUUCUCUAGCAGUGCCAUGUACAGUUGAAAAGUUUGCUGUAAGGCACAGAUAAAAGUUAAAUGGUGAAACCCUUUCCACUUCAGAUGGGUGGUAUUUUUUUAGACGUUCGAUGUUUACACUAAAUGUAACAUAUUAAAGCCACGUGUACUUUAUUAGAGACUAUCUGCUGAGUGAAUGAAUGAGUGAAUGAAUGAGUGAAUGAAUGAGUGAAUGAAUGAUUCGCACCCCCCACCCACCCCUGUUGACACUCAAUGGGGUGGGAAACUCUCCAUAAACAUAGCAUUUGCACUCGGUCACAGAAUCAGGGUAGGAAUACAAUGGCAUACAUUUUGUCAGUGCAAAUUCAGGCCAGUGAUCCCCUGUGAGCUUUUGGCAGUGGUGCCCAUCCGCUUGGCAUUGCUAUGGAUACCAGAGAUUCAGAACGACAGCGUGAGUAUUGUCGGCCACUGACCUCCUCCUCUAAUCUCUUCCAGGAACUUCUACUACAUCACAAUGUUGCGGGACCCAGUGUCACGUUACCUGAGUGAAUGGAAACACGUCCAGAGAGGGGCCACAUGGAAAACCUCUCUCCACAUGUGUGACGGAAGGAGCCCCACCCCAGAUGAGCUGCCUACCUGCUACCCAGGCGAUGACUGGUCUGGGGUCAGCUUGCGGGAGUUCAUGGAUUGCAGCUACAACUUGGCCAACAACCGACAGGUGCGCAUGCUGGCUGACCUCAGCCUGGUGGGCUGCUACAACUUGACUUUCAUGAACGAGAGCGAGCGCAGCGCCAUUCUGCUGCAGAGCGCUAAGAACAACCUGAAGAACAUGGCCUUUUUCGGGCUCACCGAGUUCCAGAGGAAGACACAGUUUCUCUUCGAGAGGACAUUCAACCUGAAGUUCAUUUCCCCUUUCACACAAUUCAACAUCACUCGGGCUUCCAACGUGGACAUCAAUGAGGGAGCCCGUCAGCACAUCGAGGAGUUGAACUUCCUGGACGUGCAGCUCUAUGAAUAUGCAAAAGAUCUCUUCCAGCAACGCUACCACCACACCAAACAGCUGGAGCACCAGAGGGACCGCCAAAGGCGGCGUGAGGAGCGAAGGCUGCAGCGAGAACACAGAGCACAUCGGUGGCCCAAAGAGGACGGGGCCACGGAGGGGACUGUCACGGAGGACUACAACAGCCAGGUGGUUAGGUGGUGACCCUCCGCCUGCUGCUUUUUCAUGAUGGGGAGACAGGCAGGUGCCUUGUCCUUCUGUUGGACUGCGUUGAAGAAGCUGGGUCCUGCUGAGGACCUCUGGCUGUAUGUGACUUAAUUCGGAUGUCUGCUUCCUCUUCUUCGUCUUCAUUUUUCAGUCCAACUGGAAAAUUUCCAUCUUGGUUUUGGUUUUUUUUGUGUUUUUUUUUUGUUUUUUCCUUUUCUAGACAAUUUCUGAUCACUGAUAUAAGUGGGGUGGAAAUCAUACCCAACAGACCAUUUUAGAGGGUCAGAAGAGAGGCCUCAGAAAGGAGACAUUGUGUAGGAUGUUUGCAACGCACAAUGGGUCAGUUUGGGAAUCUGGAGCCCACAGAAGUACACGGGAAACCAAACAUGGUGUGGGUUCUAUGAUGACUGCACCACAUAGCAUACUGUUCUGUUUAGAAAAGGAGAGAAGGGCCCUCAGCCCUUAGAUGACCCUUCUCUCUCAGUGUUGAACUGGGGAAAUGGCUCAAAUGUGGUUUAAAUCAUGAAUCACAUUGUUUGUCCCUGCAGAUGUUUUUAAACAAAAUUGCUCUAAGGUUGACAGUAGCUAGAGACUCCUAGCCUGCAAUCUCUGACAUCAGAGCCCUAAGCCACAGGUCUUUUAGGGGACAUGGAGUGAGCAUGAAGAAAUAAACACUGCUGGGAUAUUUUGGGGAGCAGACUUAUUUAGUAACGACUAAGGAGAUUGCCGCUUAUCAGUGUUAAUCCUCCAGGUAAGGAAUACAUUUAAAAAAAAAAAAAAAGUCAAGAGAGUGAGAGCAAAGAAACAGGAGAAAAACCUCCAUUUCUAAACCAGCUUUAGAGCCUUAGUUGUCACGUUAAAAGAAUGUCAGACCCUUGCCCUUGUGGAGAGGGCACCUUUUCAGCCAGAUUAGAAGUUCUGCUAUCACAAAAAGAAAAGAUGUUUUCAAAAAUCUUGAAUUACAGAACAGGAGCUGAACCAAUGAGGACACAAUACAUUCAGGAGAUGCAUCAUAGCAUCCAUUUAUAUCAGAAGUUCAGAGGGAUGCUGCACCUGGCAUUUCCAGUUUCUUUAAACCUCUGUUCUUCCCACACGGUUAUUACCUGUUCUGUGACUACAACCAGAAGACAAAGCUACAGUGUACAAAACUGGACCAAAAAUAUGCCGCAUUGCCCUAGGUUCCUUGGUUUUUGACCUUUCUAAGCCACAACAAGUCACUUCUGUGGAAAGGAAUGGGAAGGAGUGGAGCAGAAAGCCUUUGCCUCACACUCAGUUGGAAGAUCAGAGUGGGUAGAAAGGCUUACAACACGUUGAUAAGAGAUCAAUCCUUCCAAGCAGCCAAAGGCUUGAGACCCUGAAAUCAGGCUGGAAAGCCUAUUUCACUGACGUCCUGCAUGCUUGAUGUUUAAGCCAGCUUUACAUAAGCUGCUUCUCAGCCUUCAGGCUGUCCUCUCUGGGGUUGAAAGGUCAUGGUCUCCCAGUGUUUACAAAGUGUCUGGUGCAAGGGAGCCUAGCAUCUUUUGUAGACUCCAGUGGAGAAAUGGUUUUGACCCUUCUCUCACUGUGGUUGGUGUAUAGUGCACUGUAGGAAAUGACAUCAUUGGAGGCCUUCCUGUGUCAUGCAUGUUCUAAGAGAAGCCCCACGCUAGACCUUGAAUACAUCUGGCUUAACAGGGUGGAUGUUUCCUGUUAAUGUUUUAUCAUUAUGAAGCCCCCAGAUGAGAUGGGGUUCCCUUGGGGAUUGAAAGGUAGACCUAGCUGGCUAUAUUCUAUUCACCCAAUGCUGCCCAUGUGGGGUAAACCUUCCUGCCAGGCACACGAGAAGCCAGAUGUUAUCACUUUGCUCCUGGCCCACAGAGGUGGCAUGAAGUGAUAAGGGUCCUGAGCCCUUCUCCUUGAGGGUGAGUCUCCCCUCAUCACUGUCUCUCUCAUGAGCUGAGAGAUGGAUGACUUCUUUAGCAACCAUAAUUUUGAGUUAUACGCAGAAGUAAACUGAUAGUGGACAAUUGGCUAUGGCUUUUUAGUUGUUAGAGAUGAGGCCUCUCAAAUAUCCCUGUGUAUCUUUAUGAUGAUUGGCUCCAGAGGAGGGAGGGGUAAGAGGAGAAGGACAGGAAUGGAUGAGAAGAACACUUUCAGUUUUCAAGAACUGAUGCCCUGCCAGGAACCUGAAAAGUGUGCCUCAGCCAUCAGCUGUGAUGUACACGUCCGUAUAUGCAACACACACACACACACACACACACACACACACCCCUCAGUAUUUUCUCAAAUGGAAAAUCAAAACAGGCUACAAAGCACCACACUGAUUCUUUUCAACUCACAUUGUAUUUUCGGUGAGGGGUCCUUGGAGGCAGCCAUGCUACCUCCACAUCAUACUGUUCCUCUGGAAAGUCAGAGUGCGUAUCAAAAGGCCUCUGCCACCUCACUGCUGAGUGUAGGAUGUGUGGCCCUCCCUCCUCUUGAGAGCAGACAACAGGAUGAUGUGAGGAGAAAUCAUCUCUGUGUUGGCCUCAGGCCAGGACUAAGUGAAUUGGAAAGACUAGCAUGGCUUCCUCACUCGUACAGUUCCAUUUGGAAGCAUCUCAGUUGUCAUAUCCCCAGGGUCUUGCUUGAUGGAAAUGGAGAGGUGGGAUAUAGUGCAUUCUCUGAAAAUUGACUGCACAAGCUCCCUGCUGGGUGAUGCUGAAGGAAGAGAUGCCAGUGUCAGGCACAGGAAACUAUGAAUGGAUGGGAACCCAUCAGCCUUAGGGUCUCAAACCACAGCAACUCCAACUACAUAGACAGAGGAGAGAGGAUACCUACUUAAUUCCACUUCUUGUGGACUUCGCCAACUCCCAGACAGGUGUUUUCUCCCUUCUCUAGGCGGUACCAGCACAAGACAGUGGACUGGAGUAUAUGUGGUGUGUGUGUGUGUGUGUGUGUGUGUGUGUGUGUGUGUAUCUAUAUAUGUCUCUGUGUAUCUGUGUGUCUGUUUGUCUAUACGUGUCUGUGUAUGUCUAUAAUAUGUCUGUGAAUGUCUGUGUGUGUCUCUAUUCACAUUCUGCAGGGUGCAUGUGCCUACAUAUGUACAUAUUGUGGGGUUCUAUAUGUGUGGUUCAUCUGUCUGCCUGUCUCUCUGUGUGUUCACAUUUUGUAGUGGUGUAUAUGUGUGUACAAGCGUGCUAUGUGACACACAUUCUGUUCAUAUUUCGGUAUGGCCUAAGACAGACACAUUUUUUGUCUCCUUCCAGCUUCCUGGAAGCCUAAUCUUGAUAUUGGAGAAAACAACUGAUAACCUUAUCAAUCAAUGUAGACAACACAUAAGGAAAAUUAUGAGUUACUGAAAAAUAUAAAGAUGAGUUUCUAUCAAAAACCUAAUAAAAAUUUGAACAGAAAAUCUUCAUUUGAUCAAACCAUUAACACAAUGCUUUUAAAAGUCUGGAUGGAGAGGGGACUAAUCCUCUCUUAUUGCUAUUUCAUUCUAAGACAUAAUGUCUGCCUCCUGGCCCAGGGUGCCUGCUACAGCUGCAGUGAUCUUAUUUUCACUUAAGGCAGUGGAGCGGGAUUAUAGGGAAUUGCAGAUACUGCUUGCAGUCGUGUCCCAAUGGCUGCAAUCUAGACACUGUCCACAUCCAUUUGCAGAGAAGACUAGAAAAUAUCUUUAUUAUUUCUAAGUGCCAGGUAUCUUCAUAAGUGGGGUGGAGCGCUAUUGUUAAGGAAUGAUGUAAAGUUAAUACCGAUAGAAAACUAUAGGUCCCAAUACAAAAGGAAGGAAAUGGGAAAAAGAAUACCAAGUCCUUUCCAAUGUCAUUUAUUUUCUCAUCAGUUUUACAAAGGAUGAGACUAAAGUUUACUCUGUCGGCAUUUAAUGCUUUUCAGAACAUUUUGGGUGAUACCUUACUUGGCCUGCCUUAUAUUCUUAUGCACCAACCAGCAUUUCUGUUCUCUUCCUACAUUUGAUCGUUUGGAAUGAAGAUUCAGAGAUCCUGGAAGACCACACCCCUCCCAGUCCCCGGUUCUCAUUCAUUUGCAGGGAACUUGUUCAGAGCCCAUGGUCUUUCAGCCUUGGAGCUUUUCCUACUCCUCACGCUGCUGCUUGGCAUUAGUAUUGGAACUGGGAAUUACACAAAUGUGAAAUCUAAAUCUUUAUUGAUUUCUGUCUUCCUUCAGCUUGUUGUGAAGCUUCAGUGACCUAGAAAAUGCCAUGGACAGGUCCAGUAGACUCUCAGUUCUUCUCCCAUGGUGAAGGAGCCUCUUACUUGAAUGAAAGGCUCAGGUAGAGAGAGGUACAAGGGAGUCCAAGGAAAGCUCAUGAACUCAGGGGAUACACUCAAACACCUUUAUCUGGAUGCGGACCCUAUUCCACCCUCAAACUACCCGACAUGGAGACUGGGGGGCUAGGCUUACUACUCCAGUGGGACAGGCAACAUUCAAGAAAGUCAGAAUCAGCAGAUGCCCGUUAGAAAAGCUUAAGGGGUGAUCGAUAGGACCUCUGCUCAUAAAAUGCCUCCCUCUCUCUGCUUUUCCUCCAGGUCACUGAUAGCUUAUCAGCACCAUGUUGCUAUAGUUCUUAUAUAUUUUAUUUGGUAGUCACUGAGUUCCUUUGCCCAUUGCUGGAUGGUGAAAUGCUUUAAGCUGUAAUAAGCAAGCAACUUCACCCACUCUAUCCAGUUUCUUCCCAGACAUAUCAUCUGGCUGAGAAGAGGUUCAAAGUGGGAUCACACCAACACACAAUGUGGCAGCAAUAGAAGAAAUUAGGGGUCAGAGGGACAGACACCCCAGAGAAAGAUGAUGGGUAAUUAUGUGCAGUCAAUAGUGGAAUACAGAAAGAUGCUGAGGACAUGGCUUUUGUUCUUAGGAUAAAAGGUAGCCCAGAAACACGUGACUUAACUCUUCUAGCCACUCAGAAAAGCACAAGAGGGGGUGCACCCACAAGGCAGAAUCCAGUCCUCAGGUCGACUUGGGGUCUGAAGGCUGACUAGGGUGGAAGAGUUGGAUUAAACAGAGAGCUGUGUUCAGCACAGGUGAGAAUACUCUGAUGUGAUCCCAGCUGUGACUCUGGGUUUUCCUUUUCCAUCAUAUGUGCCUCUGCUGGUCACCAGAGCCCCAUCUGAAAAGCUGCAGGCUGGGUGGUGGGCUGGACGAGGCUGACAACGCUCCCCAGUCAGCUCUGUUCUGUGUGAAUUCUCUGAACGAGACCUCCUGGGCAAGUAGGGGCAUUCUCAGUUUUGUCACCUCUCAGAUAGGAUGGCCACAGACCCACCUUCACAGUCUGUUGACAGGCCUGACCUCCCCUGCAGAUGUGCUGAGAAUCCUGAGGACUGGCCUGUUGUAAACAGGGAAAUGCUUGAAAGCCUCUCCACUUCCAGGCAAGGACUCCGGUAGCGUGAUGGAACACUGGAAUGAUGAAUGAUAAAUCUGCAGAAACCGACUCGUAGGUGUUUCUGGAGCCUGUCUUCUUCGAUCUCCACAGGACACACUGCAACUGUCCUUCAGCAAACUGAGGGUGGCUCUCUGAGAUCUAUCUUCUGCUUCACUGUGGGAACUCAUGAAAGGCCAGAGAUCAGGGCUAAAAACCCUCAGCUCUUGUUGGGAUAACAAUGUCCUGACAAGCAGUUUUAUGUGACGUAGCCAUGGUCGCACAUCUUCCAUCUCUUUCUCAUGCUUUGUUUGAAUCAUAUGACCAGCAUUUUUCGUCCAGGAGUACUUUCUGGAUUUUGCUUGCAUUCUGUUAUUCUUCCUAUUUUUUAAUGUAUCAAAUUCAAUGUUAGAAAAAUUUAAAUCUUUAUCUGGUGCCCCAUUCUGGAUGUAAGAUAGUUAUUCAAUAGAUGCAAAAUAUUUCUUCUAGGAGGUGUUUCUUCUUUUGUUUCUGUGCAGUAUGUAUGAACUUGGUUAUUAGGAGACUAUUGUGGCAUUACCAACCUUUAUUGCUAUUUAAAAAUGAUAGUUUGUAGAACUGAGGACCCCCAUUGAAGUGAAGCACAAUUUAGUGAAUAAGUUAACAUAUUAAACUGUUGUGAUGUCAAGAA